Messenger RNA from Pieris macdunnoughi, 666 nucleotides. The record is from the annotation of a GenBank genome assembly. Lineage: Eukaryota; Metazoa; Arthropoda; Insecta; Lepidoptera; Pieridae.
AUGAUACUAUUGUUAAGCAUUUAUUCUACUUUAAUUUAUCAUGCGACUUGUCUUGAUUACGACGGAUGGCUAAAUAUUAAAGUCGAACAUUCAUUGAAUUGUAAUGGAGAUAAAUAUUGCAAUCGGGGGACUAUAUCUUUAAAGAGUAUCAGAGCUGGAACUGCAAUAAUAGAUCAAACUGCAUUUAAUAACAAACAUAUAGAAGAGUUGAAGGAGUUGGCCCAGUUUGAUGGAUUUUAUACUAUAAGAACUUUAGUUACCACAGCAGACACCAAAGAGACUGAAUUUUUGUCAUCAGUAAAAGCUAAAGCUUUCUUAGAGAAUGGACUUUCUGAUGUUAUAAGUGCAUGGGUUUUACCAAAUGGUGAAGUAAUAGCAGUUACAUUUCAAGUCAUGAAUGCAUCUCAACCUAAUAAAUUAAAACAAAAUUCUGAAUACCAAAUUAAUUCCAAUUUCUAUCUCCGUCAUGUGGAUCAGGCUCCCGUACCAGAUACUGCCUCUUACAUUCAAAAGUUGGAAAGAGAGAAAGAAGCAAGGGAAAAGGGUGAUUUGAAAGAUAAUAGACCAUUCUUGUCCAAAUAUUGGAUGUACAUAGUUCCAGUUGCAAUAUUUGUAUUGAUAUCUGGUGUAGGAAAUCCUGAAGGAGGUGCUCAACCAUCACGCUGA